AUGGCGCAAACAACAGACUAUAAGCUCAACGAUUUCGAGGUGUUUCACAAUGUGAUUGAUAACAAGCUCACAUCCACGGCGAGGACUCGUCGAGCGGUCGAUCCAAGCACUGGAGAGAAUCUUGGCGAGGUGCCGGUCUCGACACAGGAAGAUGUUGACCGUGCUGUUGCGGCGGCCAAGACGGCUUUUCCGGCGUGGAGCGACCUUUCUCAGGAUGAUCGAGCGGCGUACAUGUUCAAAUUUGUGGAUGCAAUUGAGGCCAACCAGGAAGGUUUUGCACCUCUGCUGGGGAAAGAGACCGGCAAGCCCCCGCAGACCGCUGGCAUGGAACUAUUCUUGCUCGGUCACCAGAUUCGUGGGAUGCUCAAGCAUAGGUUGACUGAAGAGAAAAUCGAAGAUUCCGACGAGCGGAGCAUUGUCCUACGUUACGUUCCAAUUGGUGUGGGUGUUGGCAUAGUCCCAUGGAACUUUCCAAUGCUGCUCGGUAUGGUCAAGCUCGUCUCCGCCUUGGUCGCCGGGAAUACCUUCAUUUGGAAGCCUUCACCGUAUAGCCCCUACACCGCACUCAAAUUGGGAGAGGUGGGAGCCAAGAUAUUUCCGCAGGGAGUCUUCAACGUGCUCAGCGGCGAAGAGGAUCUGGGACCGAUGUUUACAGCACACCCAGAUGUUGGAAAAAUCAGCUUCACAGGGUCGGUGGCCUCUGGAAAAAAGGUCAUGCAGGCGUGUGCACCCACGUUAAAGCGUGUCACUCUCGAAUUGGGGGGUAACGACGCUGCCAUUGUAUGCGCAGACGUCGACAUUGCAUCAGUUGUGCCCAAGAUUGCAACUCUAGCUCUUAUCAACACUGGUCAGGUUUGUUUCUGCAUCAAGCGUGUGUACGUGCACGAAGAUAUCUACGAUGCUUUCCUUGCAGCCUUCGUCGAGUUCGUCAAGACUAUGAAGAGCGGUGGUCCCACGGAUGCUGAGGCCGUGCUCGGACCGUCCCAGAAUAGCAUGCAGUAUGCCAAACUGCAGGACCUGUACGGACACGUCUCCAAGGAAGGAUGGAAAGUCGCUCUUGGUGGUGGCUCUUCAGCGUCCAAGACGGGCAACGGUUUCUUUCUCCCGACCACGGUGCUAGACAAUCCCCCGGAAGACUCGCGUAUUGUUGUUGAGGAACAGUUUGGACCCAUUGUGCCGCUUCUCAAGUGGUCUGAUGAAGAGGAUGUCCUCCGCCGCGCCAAUGCGUCCUUGAUGGGCUUGGGUGGUUCGGUCUGGAGCAGUGACCUCGAGCGAGCCGAGCGUCUGACGCGGCGAUUGGAGGCUGGUACCGUCUGGGUAAACACUCAUUUCGAUGUUGGCCCACUCGUGUCUUUUGGAGGUCACAAACAAAGCGGUAUUGGUGUCGAAUCGGGUGUGGACGGGCUCAAAGGAUGGUGCAAUGCUCAGACAGUCUUGGUCAAGAAGUGA
Molecule: messenger RNA, 1449 nt
Organism: Diaporthe amygdali
Lineage: Eukaryota; Fungi; Ascomycota; Sordariomycetes; Diaporthales; Diaporthaceae
Product: ldehyde dehydrogenase
Exons: 4
Coding region: 1-1449 (482 amino acids)
Molecular function (GO): aldehyde dehydrogenase (NAD+) activity
Source: RefSeq, a predicted model, not a curated record